GCAUUAGAUUUCAAUUAGUGAAGAUGCUGUGGCAAAGCUUUGUAUCUUUCUUAUUUUUAUUGACUUUCAUAGCUGCCAAUGGGUCAAGCAAUGUAGAUGAUAUAAAAUUGUCCGAUCAUAUUCUAACCACGGAGCUGUUAACUAAUUUAACACAUUACCUGGAACUCAAUACUCAAUACUACACGACACUUGAUGCAAAACUUCUCAAAUUUGUGGAACAAUUUAAAAAAGCAAUAGAUGAAUCCAUAAAAGAAUUGGACGAUGACGAUGAUGAUAAGGAAGUAGAAGUUCAAAAACCUGAAGCAUGUGCAGAUAUUAACAACUCAACCGGGGUUUAUCAAUUGUAUCUAGAAGAUUUUAUUGAAAAGCCAUUCUUUGUGUAUUGCCAAAAAGAUUCUGAAGAUGAAUCUGCUUGGACUGUUAUACAACGUCGUGAAGAUGGUUCCAUAAAUUUCAAUCGUGAUUGGGCAGAUUAUAAGAGAGGUUUUGGAAAUAUAUAUGGAGAA
Teleopsis dalmanni is the source of this 506-nucleotide messenger RNA. RefSeq names its product angiopoietin-4-like. Lineage: Eukaryota; Metazoa; Arthropoda; Insecta; Diptera; Diopsidae. The transcript has 3 exons. The annotation marks the transcript as partial. The record is from RefSeq and is a predicted model, not a curated record.